AUGUCUUCAGCCAUUCGCAAUACAGCAGACGCAUCAUGUUCUGGCCCACAUCCAGCUCAUCCGAUUGGUAGCCCAAGGGACCUCAUAAUCGCAAGUCAGCUUGAGGAGCUCGCAUACCGCAGGACGGCACAAUCCAUCACCUCUCAACGCCGUAAAAUUCUCUAUGACGCCGCGCGCGAGGGUCUACGAAGUGAGAAGGCUAUCAAGAAUCUUUAUAACGAUCUGAUAGCUGUGCGCGGGAAACUUUGCGAAUACGAGAGCUCCAACGCCCAAUUGGUUCAGGAACUUCAGCACGCUGGGACCGAGAACAAUCGCUUGGUCACCCACGUCAAGGACUUGCAGGAUGAGCUAUCCACGAUGAUGAAAAUCACUGCAGAGAAAGAGGCGGAGAUCGAGAGACUCGCCAGGCGGGCCUCCGUAAAAGAUGCCAACAAGAGAAGGGUUGCAGAGUUGACGGGCGAGAAAGAAGCCAUAAAAAACGAUCUGGAAAAACUGCAGCAAGCGUACCAAGAACAGAAAGCUGAACUAGAAAGGAUCAAUGCCGAGCGAGCUUCUAUCAAUGACUGGUCCAUGGUCUUCCAGCCUCAGCAAGAGCCAUUAGACUUUGUGAGGAUUCUAUUUCCUUUAUCAUUGACCGACCAGAUGGCUGACAGUGGAUUAGUCUUUUCUUGGAACGUCUACCUGAUUGAAAGCAAAGGGAUAUACGACUGCGCAUUGUUGUAA
Molecule: messenger RNA, 723 nt
Organism: Peniophora sp. CBMAI 1063
Lineage: Eukaryota; Fungi; Basidiomycota; Agaricomycetes; Russulales; Peniophoraceae
Source: the annotation of a GenBank genome assembly